Lizanozyma spartinae is the source of this 870-nucleotide messenger RNA. RefSeq names its product putative amidotransferase. Gene Ontology annotation, cellular component: nucleus; cytosol. The transcript has a single exon. Bases 1 to 870 code for a protein of 289 amino acids. Lineage: Eukaryota; Fungi; Ascomycota; Pichiomycetes; Serinales; Debaryomycetaceae. The record is from RefSeq and is a predicted model, not a curated record.
AUGACUGUAGAAGGAAAGCCACAUAUAGCAGUGUUAGUCUGCGAUACUCCGAUUCCCGGUAUAGCAGAAGUUCAUGGAGACUUUGGUGAUAACGUGAAGCAAUUGGUAACGCAAGCCAAUAAAGACACCAGUAUUAUCGAUCUCCCAUUAAAGAAAUACCAAGUGAGUUUUGAAGAGAAGGGUGUAGACCAUUCGGAACAAUUGGAUGGGGUUUAUCAGGAAUUGACAACUGGAAUCUCCGACGGGACAGUCAAAGGAGUCAUCUUAACGGGAUCAAGAAGUGACUCAUUUGCUACUGAUGUUCAAUGGAUCACGAGGUUGGAUGUGUUCCUUCAACGGUUAUUGUUUGAAAUGACUCAUGUACCUGUUGUUGGGUUAUGUUUUGGUCAUCAGAUCAUAGCUAAAAACUUGGGAGCUUCUGUGGGUCGUAACAAGGAAUCUAUUGGAUGGGAAUGUGGAACCACUACGAUCUCAUUAAGCAAUGAUCUCUUUAGGUUGCCAAACUCUCCCUUUGAUCAGGCUGGAAGUGGAACUGAAUUGAAGCUUAACUUGGUUGAGUUCCAUAGAGAUAUUGUUCAAUCAAUGCCUCCACCAAGAGAGAACUUGACAUUUAUCAACAUUGGUCAUACUGCUAAAUGUGCCAUUCAAGGCUUGAUCACGUGUACGGGCGCUACCAAGGUUUUAACCUUCCAAGGACACCCCGAGUUUACCACCGUGGAAGCUUUAGACAUGCUACAACGAGAUAUUGACUUGAAUAUCAUCGAUAAUGCCACAUUCCAAAAGGCGAAAUAUAAUACGGAGAUGUUGACCAACCUGGGGACAUACAUUGGAAAAGUCAUAAGUUACUUCUUUAGGAAUAAUAUUGACUAA